GGAUCAAACACAGUCAAUGAGAGAACGGCUCUGAGACGAAAGGACGCGGAGAUCUCAGGUAAAAAAAAGAAAGAAAGAAAGAAAAGAAAAGAACCUGCCCUCCUGUUCUCUCUCCCUCCUCAUCCAGUCCCCAAACAAGGACGAGCAGAGACAGAAACAAGAAGGCGAAAAAGGGGGAACAAUUUUUGAUGAAUAAGGAUUUUUUUUUUUCCCCUUUUGAAUAUUCGGAUACACGCUGGGGGAUUUUGUGGAGCACAGAAAGAAAAACACUACACUGCAGCAACACGGGAGACAGUUUUCUUCUGCGCUUGACGAGGGGACACAUUAACGCACGGAAAUGAAGACAAAAAAGGGUUUGGUGAUGCUGUCGGGGAGCGAGACGGAUGACGAGGACAGCGUGGACGCCCCUCUGGAUCUGUCGUCCAGCUCGGGGGGAAGCGGGAAGAGGAAACGGCGAGGGAAUCUCCCCAAGGAGUCGGUGCAGAUCCUCAGGGACUGGUUGUACGAGCACCGAUAUAACGCUUACCCCUCCGAACAGGAGAAAGCCCUCCUCUCCAAGCAGACUCAACUGUCCACACUGCAGGUGUGCAACUGGUUCAUUAACGCACGGCGGCGACUUCUCCCGGAGAUGCUGAGGAAAGACGGCAAAGACCCCAACCAGUUCACCAUAUCCAGGAAAGGCAGCAAGGCCGGCGACAGCUUUUCCGACAGCUCCCAGUCCCCGAAACACAGCAGCCUCACAGCCGGUACGGACGAAAGCUACGACAAACGCGUCCUCCACCCAUCCAGCUUCGAACCCGCCAUGCCCGGGGUCUUGAGGAAGGCCGCCUCCCCCUCCACGCUGUCACCGACCUCCUCGUCCCCCUCCCCGGGGCUCCUUCCCACUCGGCCCUCUGUCAUCUGUCACACCACUGUCACUGCAGCGAUGCAGGCCAGCCCGACCGCCUCCCACCCGUCUGUGCCCGGAAUGAACUGCGACAGGGCAGCUGAGCUGUUGCAGUCGGCGCAGGCGCUGCUCAGGUGCCAGGACGAGGGGCCGGGUGGCCAGCCGCUCCCCACCACCACUAUCCUCGGCAGCACCGGCAUGGAGGGCAACCUGAGCCCCCGCAGCGGGCUCUUCAACACCCCGCCCCCCACCCCCCCAGACCUCACACAAGACUUCAGCGGCUUCCAGCUCCUGGUGGACGUGGCCCUGAAACGGGCCGCAGAGAUGGAGCUGCAAGCCAAACAGCUGGUCUCCUAAAGCGAGACGACAAGAAGGAGGAGAAGGAGGAGAAGAAGAAGAAGAAGAGGAGGAGGAGGCGGCAAUAGAGACUUGACUUUGUGUCUCGACUAUGGAACUCCUCUCGAGUCCAGUGACUUGUCUGCACGCAACACAGAACAAAAUCCACACGAAAAGCCUGAUCAUUUCUAUUUUUGGUAUACCAAUCAAAUUGAUGAGGAUGUUUUUUUUAUUGAGAAAGAAAACUGUAUUGAGGUGCCUUGGCUGUAAGUUGUUUAUUCAUUUCAUAUACAUGCGUAUGUAUUCUACAUGUGUAUCUUAUUUGCACACAGGGACCAAAAAUGUUAGCAGAGAAAUGCUGCCUGUCUUAUGUCCAUGAUACUGUAUAUCAUUUUAGAGAAAGCUGGAGUCAUAACACACAACCCCCCCUCCCUCCUUCCCUCCCCCCAAACACACACACACACACACACACACCAUGACCAAUCAGGUGCAUUGGUCAGGUCCACACACGCCGACUGUUUUCACAUUUCAGAGAUCGGUUCAUGAUUGGUCUGCCUCAUUUGUUUGCACACUAAAAGGCAGAGGAAGGUCAUCUCAGUGUCUUAAAUCAUUCUUUGCUCUUGGCAUCUAUGACAAAACUUAUUCACUACUGUAGUACGUGUCAAGUGUUUUCAUGAGUUAUAGUUUGGAUUUUGUACUUUUUACUUUUAGCUAUUUUAAAAGAGAGCGAGAAAAAAAACCUUCACAAUGUUUUUUUUGUUUGUUUGUUUGUUGUUGUUUUUUUUGUACUUGUGUUCCCACCAUUUGGGAUAUUUUUCAGAUGACCAAUGUAGCAGGUUCUUAGUCUGAGCCUUCAUCCCAUCACUCAGCGAAAACGACGGCCAGUGGACUGGAAAAAAAACAAACUUAAAACACUACAGAUGUCUUUUUCUGCAUUUGCUGUUUUUUUUUUUCUCCGAUCCUGAUGAAAGACAGCAUUUUUUGAAAUCACCAAAAAAGAAAAAAAGAAAGAAUUUUCAUGUAUUAUAGGACCAUGUGUAUAGUUAAUGUGACACGAUGCCCAAUGAUGUGAUUUCUUUUCAUACUGUGCAAUGUUUGUGGCAAAUAGGGGUCACAUGGGAUUCAAAUAAAGUUUUGUUUUUCUACA
This is a messenger RNA of Solea senegalensis (Senegalese sole), 2369 nucleotides long. It is a transcript of the gene tgif1, whose product is annotated as TGFB-induced factor homeobox 1. The record is from RefSeq and is a predicted model, not a curated record. Gene Ontology annotation, biological process: regulation of transcription by RNA polymerase II. NCBI's taxonomy places the organism in Eukaryota, Metazoa, Chordata, Actinopteri, Pleuronectiformes, Soleidae. The coding region runs from base 338 to 1243 and encodes 301 amino acids. Gene Ontology annotation, molecular function: DNA-binding transcription factor activity, RNA polymerase II-specific; RNA polymerase II cis-regulatory region sequence-specific DNA binding. The transcript is spliced from 3 exons.